AUCAGCCUUUUGGGAUUCAUGUCAUAAGGUUUCUAAAGUAGCCACGCAUCAUGCGGUCCUGCAUAUGACCAUGUGUCAGAAAAGGAAGUUAAAACUCCCAGUGAUGCAUUUAGAAACUUCCAAACUUAGGACGCAUUGAGUGGACAGCGAGUUCAAGUGACCCUUUGCACUGCGGCAGAGGACAGAAGCGACAGCCUCGCAGAAAGUCAUGAGUCACGUAUUCUGUUAUUUAACAAAUACUGAAAGUCUACGCAGUAGCAGACCAACACUCAGUGUAACUGAAGGCUGCUUUGUCACGAGCUGAAAACAGUGAAAUGUUGUCACGUGUCUGCAGAUCUCCGUCUACAGACCGACACAUGACGCCUCAGCAGCCUCCUCUCUCCUGCUCGCUCUCUCUCCGCAUCUCUGCCUCCAUCAGGACACGGAGCUCCGCCUCGGAUGCUGCUGGAGCUGUUUAUCUGAUUACCAGAUACACGAGCUGCGCUUCCUUAAAGCGACACCCUGGCCUUAAUUAAUUACACUGCCAGUGAGAGAGAAAGAGAGGGAGGGAGAGGAGGAGAGAGAGACGCCGUGGAUGCAGGUCCCACCUCCUCCCUGCAGGAUGCCGCGAGCAGCCGCUUCAUCUCCUGCCUCGAGGUUAUGAAACUGUAACCUGACCCUGCACGCCAGCAAGAAGACCCCCUCCUCUUCCUCCUCCUCCCUCCUCCUCUCCAUCCUGGGAUACAUCCACGAUCAGUGCGUCACGCGGGUUUUUCUUCCGCUUUCUUUGGUCGCCUCUCUGCAUCACGCUCAGCUGAUGAAACUGGCAUCAAACGCGCGUCCCUACAGCCUGAACGGCAUCUAUGGAAGGUCCGCGUGUGCGCGUCCUCGCUGCUGUGCUGGCGGCCUUCCUGUGUUUCCGCACUCCUGUUUCGCAGCCGGUACUUUUCCGCUCGCACGCAGCAGAUGAAACCCCGACUCGCUGCCUCUGCGCUUCCUCCCCGCGUGGGCUCUGAGACCUGCGUCAAGCGCGCCUCGUCCUCUCCGCGUCCCCGCCGUCGCCGUGCCGCUGAUGCGGUGCGCCUGGGUGCUCGCUUUCUCCUCGUCCUGGCCGGUUCCUGAUCCUCUGGGCCGGAGGGCCAGCCUCCUCCAUCGGGGCAGGAUGGUACGGUUUGUGAGCGCGCUGGGGCUCGUCAUAUUCAGCGUGGCGCUGCUCAUCCUGUCUCUCAUCAGCUAUGUCUCCAUCAAGAAGGACUUCCUGUUCAGCACCCCGAGAUAUGGACCCAACGGCGGACCCAGGAUGUACAUGUUCCACGCGGGGUUUCGCGAGAGGCCACCUCGCAAACCCGACCUGAGCUCCCAGUUGGCAAUGAAGUAUUUGGAUCCAGCUUUUACUUCUCUGACCAACGCUCUCAGCGAGGACCUGCAGAACUCAUCUAAAUGGAGCCACAACAGCACUGCUUUUAACCAGCAGAGGAAGGAGAUCUCUCAGUACAUCGACAUACCCCACAACUUCACGCUGACUCGAGACUCAGUUCGAAUCGGUCAGCUGAUGCACUAUGACUACUCCAGCCACAAAUACGUCUUCUCCAUCAGCGAGAACUUUCGCUCUCUCCUCCCGGAGGUCUCACCAAUCCUCAACAAGCACUAUAACGUAUGUGCUGUGAUUGGCAACAGCGGCAUCCUCACUGGCUCACGCUGCGGUCCCCAGAUUGAGAAAUAUGACUUUGUCUUCCGCUGCAAUUUUGCGCCGACUGAGAUCUUUAAGAAAGACGUUGGGCGUCGCACCAACAUGACGACCUUUAACCCCAGUAUCCUAGAGAAAUACUAUAACAACUUACUAACUGUGCAGGACAGAAAUAACUUCUUCCUUAGCCUGAAGAAGCUGGAUGGCGCCAUUCUGUGGAUCCCGGCGUUUUUCUUCCACACGUCGGCCACAGUGACGAGAACGUUGGUGGACUUCUUUGUGGAGCAUAGAGGUCAGCUCAAGGUCCAGCUAGCUUGGCCUGGAAACAUCAUGAAAUAUGUCAACAACUACUGGAAAACCAAGCAGCUGUCGCCAAAGCGCCUGAGCACAGGCAUCCUGAUGUACACGCUGGCUUCUUCCAUGUGCGACCAGAUCCACCUGUACGGUUUCUGGCCCUUUGGCUGGGACCCGAACACAGGCAAAGAGCUCCCCUACCACUACUACGACAAGAAGGGCACCAAAUUCACCACCAAGUGGCAGGAGUCCCACCAGCUGCCUGCCGAGUUUAAACUCCUCUACAAGAUGCACACAGAAGGACUGCUGAAGCUCUCCCUCUCCCACUGUGCUUAGGGAUAAAACUGCGGCAGGUACCGUGCUCCUUCAGGCUCCCAUCAAGCACUUCCACUGGCCGGAGUUACAGAAAGGCUGAGACAAGCAUAGUUGGGACUCGUGCCGUUUAGUCAAAGGCAACAGCUUGACUGUAAGGCUGAGUUUGUGCAGUGGAGAUCAGCCUGAGAUACCUGAGCAAAGGCUCGUAAUCGUGCACUCAAGAUGAACUGUGACAGCUCAAGAAACAAGCAGUGUGUUAAUUUUCUACUGCUCAUAAAUCUACAGCUGAACAGCACUGCGUUUAGUUUCAUUUUCCCACAGAAAGGUGGACUGUCAUGCAAAGCUGGUCUUCAGACAAGUGUCACAGCGCUGGGUCGUUUAAUAGUGUUUUAAUUGCAAUGGUGGUCUUUCACAGAACUGAUGCAGACACAUGCAACAUAAAACAGCUCCAUCCAGAAAUGACAGCAUGUAGGCCAAUCAGAUUCAAGCACAUAGAUCCAGGCAUGGCAAAAAACAUGAUUUUGUGGCUGUUUUCCAAAAGUUGCAAAGUGCUGUCUUACGUUAGUUAUAUAUUAUGAUAAACAGCUGUGUGGCGCUGGGGUUUGGUAAACCCUCAAACUCAGAGCUCUGACAUUUUGGGGUUUUUAUUUCUUUGGUUUCUUUGCUGUUUUUGGUCUGAAAACAACAAUGCUGGGAUCAUCCGCAUGUCAGGGACCACACUGACAAAAUCUGGAGAUUGGAUGUAUGCAGGGUCCUGACAAGUUAAAAAUAUCCUAGAUUUUAUUUUUGCACAUUAGAGUCAUAUUAAGAAAAUAAGAUGAAGCUUGAUGAAGAUGAUGUUGAGAUCAAGUUACACAGUAUUUCGCCUUUGGCCAAGAUACAUCAUCAGACUACAUAUCUUUCUGUUUUCAAAACUUCCACAGUGCCACAUACGAAGGAGAACAAAAGGAGGUACCAGGUUUGGCUUUCUUUGCUCCACCUGACAGCUCCAACAUCAUCAUCAGUCUUUCCUUUUGCCAUGUCUGCUGUUAUGCUAUAUAUAUAAGAGCGCUCAGUCUAUAUAUUUAGCACAGUGAAAGGAUAUAGUAGAUCCUACAGUGGUGCAAUCGGUGCCUGGAGAAGUCUCUUUUUUGUUUAUUUAAGCAGCAGGUAUGAUGUAGUAUAAACGCCCUGUGCUACAAUCACUAAAGUAUGAAAAAACUUAUUGCAUUUGUACUUCACUCUCCAAAAACGAAGUAAUAUUUUUUAUAUUCACAUAACUCUAUCUGAGUUUGUGUCCAUCUGAUCAAUGUAAAUCCAUUUUUCUUUCUCCUUCUAGUCUCAUUAGCUCAUUCCUUAUUCCCGUUUCUACCAUGCUGUUUUUAUUUGUUUGUUGUGUACGAGUGGUUUGAUAACCUUUGAUUUCUAAAGUGAACCUCCUGCUAAUGUUAGAGCUAUAAACAGAGUAAACCGUGGAGUGAACGUCACUUUAAAAGAUCUACUUUUAAAACGAAUAACUAUAUGUUUCAUAGGGAUAGUAGGGCUGAGUGAUUCUUUUGAAUAUCAGUUAGGAGAAACAAGAUAAUUGGAUUCAAAUGAUAACUUCUGCAGAAGCCACUAAGUGUUGGAGAUGGAGCCAAGAUGAUGAAAAGAGCUACUUUGGUCAAUAAGAUUUCUGUAGAAGAAGUAAGUUAGGACAAAGUUUAGGAAAGGCUUGAAGCUCUGAAAGGCAGGUUGGUACAAAGCAGAGUUUGCUUUGUGGUCAAAAGCAAUUCAAUUCUCUCCAACUGUUUAAAAAAUUCAAUUUAUUUAUUAAUUAAUUAAAUAAAUGCAUGAUUCUUGAAUCCAUAAUCACAUUAAAUAAUCACAAUUACAAACAAUCCCAAAUCCCAGCUGAUCUGUAAAGUUCAACCACAGACUGUAUUUAAAUGAUGGAAAUUGUGACAUCACAGUUUGUUAGUGAGGCAAGGAAGCUAAUUUACCAAAUUAACUUUUGUUGUUGUUGUUGUUGUUGUUUUUUUUAAAUAAAUUCAGUAUAACCUGAAACUACUAACUGAGCCAAGUCAUCAGAAAAGUGUUCACUUCACAGAGCAAGAAAGCCGAACUGCUGGAGUUGCCCCCUACUGGCUUUUAGAAGUAAUGUAGAUUUAAGGUACUUCUGUAUGGACCCAGAAGCUACGUCCAGCUUUUUUAAAUGCACUUUAAGAGUCCAGCCCAGCUAGAAAGAAAUAAAAAGACAUUAAUUUAAGGUGACUAAUAAAAAGUUAAAUUAAGAUGCAUCAGCAAAAGUUCUUCUGCUUUUACAUGGAAAAUAGUUCCUAUUAUAUUUUAUUCAAGUCCACUUUGAUAGAAGUUGUGGCAUUGUAGUGUAGUGCCUCCUGGAUGACCACACAAGGCCUCACGUUCUCCCUCUGAUGAUGAAAUUUACAUCACUUGAACCUUUUAGCUGCUUGUCUUUAGCAUCGUGUUUUGGGCCUCGUACAGUUCACCACUUUAUGCCAGCAACGAGAGACUUUUUACAGACUUUCAAAAAAUCUGAUUGAGCCACGGUGACCUUCAAGAGGGAGUUAGCAUCAUCAGCGCUAUCGACACAAUGUUAAAAUUCUUGCUUGCUGUUUUGUAAAAUGGGCUGUGUGGUAACAUUACCUCAGUGGUGUUUAGAUUUACCUUGUUACUCAGUAAAACAGUGAACCAGCCACAAGUGAAUGGAAAGAGUUUAAAAAUAUAGUAUAAGAAUAAGAUAUGUUUAUAUUUGUGUUUAUUUAUUUGUUUUUUAAAUCAUGUCUUAAUUUUAUUUUGUGUAAAGGGAAAACACUGGUAUAUGUACAGGUUGUUCAUUUUAGCAGGAAGACACGUGUUCCCUCUUCCAUAUUGUUGUUGUUUUUUUUGUAAAGAAUGACGAUGAUGCAAGUCCAGAUAUUUGACUGACCACUGGUGGGUCCAUUGAGACGUUGUUAUUUUAAACCUUUACUGUUAGAAAAUACUAGUAAGGCAAUGGAGAGAGCCUGAAGUGGUUUUAACAUCAACUUAUGAUCAAGAAUCGGUAGAUUAAAGGUCGUGACUGCCACGAGACUGUUGCCUAUCUGCUGAUGUAAUUGUGGAGAGUUUGAGACUUUAACAUUGAGAGCAAACAGCUAAAUAAGAUAAAGUUAUUAUAAAGGGUUUUUUGUGCUUACACAACAAAGUCUUUGUUUGUCGGCUUGUUCAUUGUUUUUAUAAAGUAUAACAAGCACAAAGAUAAGACAAUUAAAAUAUCAAUUUUCUUACUGUCAUUAAUCCCUGUUUGUAGUUGUUACAGAAAUGUGCACAUUUUUCACAAUAUAUCCCAGGAGGCACUUUUCAUUUCAUGGGAAAAAUCCACCGUCGAUGUAAAAGUUUUGGCACUCUUGGCUUUCCAUACUUAUUUGCGUCCACAUACUCAGGUUUUUGUGAACAGGUACAGUUGUACAAACGUCUUUUAUCAUUACUUCUCUGAGUGUUUUGUGGUAUGUUAAUCUUUUUUUUUUUUUUUGCUGUUGCUUCUGUGUAUGUGUGUUUACGAAUCCAUCAAAUACUUUUUUAUUUGGAGUUAAUUAGAGAUGAUUUAAGACACCACAUGUUACAUGAGAGAAAUUCCAUCAUAAGCAUGUUUUGUUUUUAGGCACAUCAAAUAUGAAUUAUAAUUUUUUAACAUGCUUUUUAUCUCCAAGGGAGAGUUGUGUCUUUGUGAAUUUUUAAUUUUUUAAAAUUUAUUUGUGUUUUGCAGAAAUGAGGGAAACUGGGACUAAUUUUGUAAUCUGCAGCUCAAUUUUUGCUGGAUUUCACUUAUUUUUUCCUUUUAGUGUCCUAAAGUUUUAUUCCAGAAAGAUUAAAUAUGAUGCUUUGGGGACUUAAAGACAUAAAGAUUGUUGUUGUGAAGGUUAUGCUAUUUUCUGACUUGAGCUGAGUUUUACAAGAUGUUCUCAUGUUUUAUUUUUGUCUUUUUUCUUCUUUCUUUUGUCAUCUUUUAUUUUUGUAGUGUAAAAUAAUAGUAAAAUAUCAGGUAACAGCUUUUACAGAAUGUAUUUUUUCGCAUUGUGAAUGAAACUGAGGCCGGCUCCAUUCACGUCCAUGUCUUCAGAGACCAAUGGAGGAAGAUUUGUGCAGGAAUAACAUAAACUAGAACCACUUUUAGAUAUCAUAAACAAUAUGCUGUAGAUUCAAUAAUAAGUUUAAGUCAUCCAGUACUUGAAAGAAACUAUAUCUACUCUGUAUUUAUUUCAUUAUUUAGUCAUUAAAUUAAUUAAAUGAUCAGUUUGACAAUGUGAG
Oreochromis niloticus (Nile tilapia) is the source of this 6541-nucleotide messenger RNA. It is a transcript of the gene st8sia3, whose product is annotated as ST8 alpha-N-acetyl-neuraminide alpha-2,8-sialyltransferase 3. Lineage: Eukaryota; Metazoa; Chordata; Actinopteri; Cichliformes; Cichlidae. Gene Ontology annotation, biological process: N-glycan processing; oligosaccharide metabolic process. Gene Ontology annotation, molecular function: alpha-N-acetylneuraminate alpha-2,8-sialyltransferase activity. The transcript has 5 exons. Bases 1052 to 2296 code for a protein of 414 amino acids. The record is from RefSeq and is a predicted model, not a curated record.